GUGUUUGCAUUUCAUGCCAAAUGCGUAGAGUCUAUGAGUAUUAUUACCUUUUCUAUGAGUCUAUGAGUAUUAUUAUUAAUGCAAGUUUUGGUGCAGUAUUAGUAACCAUUAUAUUAUUAUUACAAUCGAGAGUGUGUUUCCAGUAAUUAACGGCUUAUUAAUGAUUGGUUUCAUUGAUAGUCACAUACAAUAUGUUAGACAAUAAAUGCAUUCACUAGUUGUGGUCAUCAGUGGUCAGUCAUUGACGCCAAUCACCCCGAUCACCGCACUCACCCUGGUCAGGGCAGCCCAUAAGUCAUGUCACUGUCGCCCUCCAUCUACGGCUCGCUGACGAGGUAUGGGUCGUGGAUGCGGACCCUCGUGUGGUGUCUGUCACUGGUGUCUGUGGACAUAGUAUUAAUCGUACCAUUGUUUCUGAAACUCAGGAAACUGUUCAAAGUCUGGAAUGAUAGGGCAGAGCUGCCACACAAACAACUGGUCCGUUCACUGCCGUACGUGUUUCACGACAUGGAUGUCUAUCCCUCCCGUUCCCAAAUCCAUGAGAUGAUACACUGCGCUAAUGACUGUUCGCGACGAAAAAACGGCGAUUACUUAACUUUCGGUGAAUUCUGUGUUUACGCCUCUGAACUCGCGACCAACUACGAGGAGAACACCUGUCACCCGACGCCACUCUCCAAAUGUGAUAUCCCGGAGCACAGGAAAGUCACUCUCCACUCACAGCACAACCAGUCAUCGCUGGCCAUCAAACCCAUGGACUCCAAGUUUGAAGUCUUUUUGGGCGGUUCUUGUAAUCCAACGACUUGGAGGACAGACAUCGCUAUACCUAUUCUUAAGAGUUUAGGCAUUACUUACUAUAAUCCGCAAGUGGCCAUUUGGAGACCAGAGCUCAUAGAGUUGGAGUGGAGUGCCAAACAGAAUGCGGACGUAUUAUUCUUUGUGAUCGAUAACCAGACCCGGGCUAUCGUAUCGAUGAUUGAGUCGGCCUUCAUAUGCGGCUCUCAACGCAACUUAAUUCUAGUAUUCACUGAAACGGCAGGACCCGGAGCUUUCAUGAACGGGGAGGCCAUCUCUGAAAAGGAGUAUAAAGACCUGCAACAAAGCCAGUCAUACCUCCAGGACUUAGUGGAACGGCAGGGGAUCCCGAUCUUCGACCAGUUGCCGGUGGCGCUCGCCUGUGUCAACCGGAUUCUGCGCGAAGGUAUCCGUCCGCAAGACCUGUCCCGCGAGGACAACGCGAUGCCCGUCCGCAUGGCUCACAUCCAAUUGGGCGACAAAUUGAUUCGUUUGCGGGAAGUGUUUGAUUCGCUCGACAACGACAACACCGGCGAAAUCAGUUUAACUGAUCUGCGGCUGGCCUUCCGUAUGGUAACGGGCCGUGAGUUGACGAACAAUAACUUGCGACAGAUAGCCAUCGGACGCUACGGCAUUGACGGCAUUGAGUGCGAUGCCGAGUAUAAGACAAUUAAUUUGGACGACAUUACCAUCAACUUCGAGGAGUUCUGCUGUAUUGUCACUGAAUUUAAAUCUCAAAUCACAGCGAAUGAAAAGUUGGCUCAACUGUUGACUAAGAAGUUGGUGUUUUUAGUCGACCCCAUUCAGAGACUCUUCAAUUGGCUUUUGAAACCCGUGAGAAACGCACUGAACUGUCCUCCCAGUCCACAGCAUAUUCCAUAUGAUCAUCAAUACCGCGACAUCUACUUAGGCGGCGAUACUUAUCCAAACACUUGGAGAGAAGACAUCGCCGUUCCUUUACUUAAAAAACAUGGUUUAACUUAUUUUUCAUCUCAAAGUAAUGCCUGGAGUGGGGAGCGGAUCAUCCCUAUAGAAGCGGCAGCUAUUGAAAGGAGUCGGGUUUUAUUGUUCACGAUAUCCAACUCUACCCGAGCCCUGUCUGCUAUGAUUUUGGCUGCUUAUUAUGUGGGACUGGGAUGUAAUGUUGUUCUUUGUAUUCAAAACUUAGAAGCCGAGUGUGUUAUCAACGAUGAGAAAUUGACGGCAACUGCAAUAAAAGACUAUAACAGAGGCCGCGCCUAUCUGUCAGACAUGACCACAAGAGUGGGUCUUCCAGUUUUCGAGGAUAUCAAAGAAGCGGUCGAGUGUUGUAUUAAGAAAUGCAUUUCCAAUAACAAUAACAUCACAUUAAGUCAAUUUAGCGGCGAUUAGUUGUUAAACAAACGCAC
This is a messenger RNA of Oppiella nova, 2180 nucleotides long. The record is from the annotation of a GenBank genome assembly. NCBI's taxonomy places the organism in Eukaryota, Metazoa, Arthropoda, Arachnida, Sarcoptiformes, Oppiidae.